Messenger RNA from Pelobates fuscus (common spadefoot toad), 1352 nucleotides. RefSeq names its product RNA polymerase III subunit H (gene POLR3H). Gene Ontology annotation, cellular component: RNA polymerase III complex. The record is from RefSeq and is a predicted model, not a curated record. Gene Ontology annotation, biological process: transcription initiation at RNA polymerase III promoter; DNA-templated transcription. Gene Ontology annotation, molecular function: DNA binding; DNA-directed RNA polymerase activity. The transcript has 7 exons. NCBI's taxonomy places the organism in Eukaryota, Metazoa, Chordata, Amphibia, Anura, Pelobatidae. The coding region runs from base 151 to 771 and encodes 206 amino acids.
GCAGUGUUCGGCUGAAAUUAUGCUAACAGUCUCUUGGGUGCUUGCAAAAAGCAUUUCAGAAGAUGAUUUCCGACGCCUUGUCAUACAGAUGUCUGGUUCUUCUUUGUGUCUCAUUUUAGAAGCAGUCUUUGAUAAACAGCACCUGCAAUUAUGUUUGUGCUUGUUGAGAUGGUGGACACCGUUAGGACAACGCCAUGGCAGUUUGAACGCAAGUUAAAUGAUUCCAUAGCAGAAGAACUGAACAAGAAAUUAGCCAAUAAGGUUGUAUAUAACGUUGGUCUCUGUAUAUGCCUCUAUGAUAUAACCAAGUUGGAAGAUUCCUAUAUCUUUCCCGGUGAUGGAGCUUCUCAUACAAAAGUUCAUUUCCGAUAUGUGGUAUUCCAUCCAUUUCUUGAUGAGAUACUGAUGGGCAAAAUUAAAGGCUGUAGCUCAGAAGGAGUGCACGUAUCUCUUGGAUUUUUUGAUGAUAUCGUUAUACCUCCGGAGUCCUUGCAGCAGCCAGCUAAGUUCGAUGAGACAGAGCAGGUUUGGGUUUGGGAAUAUGAGACAGACGAGGGCGCUCACGACCUAUAUAUGGAUGUGGGGGAGGACAUUCGGUUUCGGAUAGUAGAUGAAACUUUUAUAGACACAUCUCCAGCUGGACCAAGUGCUGCUGAAGGAUCUUCAACAGCAGCUACAGAAGAAACACAACGCAAGGAAGCCCCAUAUACUUUAGUGGGUUCUAUUAGUGAACCAGGACUCGGCCUGCUUUCCUGGUGGACCAAUAAUUGAGGGGAGGGAAAAAAAAGAAGCAUAUUUCCAUAAUUUCGAUACAAUGAACAUUUCGGAGGAAUGAGAUAUUCUGGCCAGUAUUAGCCAGUGAAAGCACAAAGGAGUAUGAACUUACAAAAUGGAUUUUGAAAUCAGAAGAAGCUAAAACUUCAUUUGAAGUAGCGGAAGGAAAAUGAUUGUGCAAUGCUUUAAAAAAAAAAAAUUAUUUACAAUUGAUAGCUAAUGCAGUAAGUAAUUUUUUCAGUGCUGUGUGUAGGGAUGGAAUUUUAGAUGGAUCAAUUUAAAUCAUAUAUUGACGGCAGCACAGGAACAUCUCCUGAAAUACAUCUGAUCAUAACUGAAUAUAACACAAAAAAGGCUUGGUAAUAUCACUAUGUUUAUGUUUUUUCUUUCCCCAUGUUUUUGCAUUGAUCGGUAUAAAGUCUAAAAAGUUGGUGCCUUAGUUCUACUAGUUCCUACUGUAAUUCCCAUGGACUGGCAACCAUAACUUUUAAGGUUUCUUGAUAGUUCAAUUCAUUUUAAGUGUCAUGCACAGUAGUAAUAUCCUCAAGCUAAGGGACUGGAAUUUCAACUUUUGUAUU